AUGGGAAUCAAUGGACUCGCCAAUGGCUACCCACAGCUACAGGCCUACCUUGAUCAAAAUCUGAUCAAUGGCUCCGCAGCAGCCUUCAAGAAGCCGCUCACCCAGUGUCUUGGUGAUGAUACCAAUCAGUUCAUCUUCAAGAACAUUUACAUUUUCUUCGACAACGGCCAGGACUGUGGAUGCCGCCAUCGUCAAGAACGCUCCGGUGAUGCGUUGAGCUUCAUAAAAGCCAGAUUCAAUAGUGUACCUGCUGCUGCUGGCUGCAAGACAAACACUGUCAUUACUGAUCUUGCUGACGCUGGUGCACUCGCUGGGUUGAGCAGUUCGUUGGUUGGAGCUCUGCUGGCUUUCUUGCAGAUUCCCAUCGGUGCUUCUAGACUUCCUUCGGUGAUUGGGUCUUUCUUCCUGUAA
Messenger RNA from Aureobasidium subglaciale EXF-2481, 411 nucleotides. RefSeq lists its product as uncharacterized. Bases 1 to 411 code for a protein of 136 amino acids. The transcript is spliced from 2 exons. Gene Ontology annotation, molecular function: triacylglycerol lipase activity. The record is from RefSeq and is a predicted model, not a curated record. Gene Ontology annotation, biological process: lipid catabolic process. Lineage: Eukaryota; Fungi; Ascomycota; Dothideomycetes; Dothideales; Saccotheciaceae.